AUGGCUGUCGACUGAAAUCCUUAUUGUUCGACUGUCAAAUGCAGUCAAUUUCGUUAUUUUCGUUAUGACUCAAGAUUAGUGAUUUGUCGUCUCCAAAUGAUAAAGUGUUUACAUAGGAACUCGUACAUGUACAUCAUUUUUCACAAUGAACGGAUUAAGUUUUAGUGAGCUAUGUUGCUUGUUUUGUUGUCCGCCAUGCCCUGGAAAAAUUGCAGCCAAACUAGCUUUUCUGCCUCCUGAACCCACGUAUGCAUUCACACCUGAUGAAACUGGAUCGAAAUUCUCUAUGACUCUCGGUGAAAGAGCAGAAUGGCAAUAUUCAGAACGAGAAAAAGAAAACAUAGAAGGAUUUUAUUCUAGAACUUCUAGGGGAAAUCGAAUUGCAUGUCUCUUUGUUCGAUGUAGUCCCAAUGCUCGCUUUACUAUUUUGUUUUCACAUGGGAAUGCUGUGGAUCUAGGACAAAUGAGUAGCUUUUAUUUAGGUUUAGGUACUAGAAUAAACUGCAACAUAUUUAGUUAUGACUACUCUGGAUAUGGUGUAAGCGGUGGAAAGCCGUCAGAAAAAAACUUGUAUGCUGAUAUUGAUGCCGCCUGGCAGGCUUUACGUACUCGUUAUGGUAUCAGCCCGGAAAAUAUUAUACUAUAUGGGCAGAGUAUUGGUACUGUGCCAACAGUGGAUUUAGCUGCUCGUUAUGAGGUGGGAGCUGUAGUUCUUCAUUCUCCAUUAAUGUCUGGUAUGCGCGUUGCCUUUCCUAACACCAAGAGGACCUGGUUUUUUGAUGCUUUCCCAAGUAUUGACAAGAUUCCAAAAGUAACCUCUCCAGUCCUUGUGAUACAUGGAACAGAAGAUGAGGUGAUUGAUUUUUCUCAUGGUCUUGCAAUUUAUGAGCGCUGCCCUCGUGCUGUGGAACCACUAUGGGUUGAGGGAGCUGGGCAUAAUGAUGUAGAACUUUUUAACCAAUAUUUAGAAAGACUGAAGAGGUUUGUCUCUGUGGAAUUGCUCAACUGACAUAGACUGCCGGCCUCAGGCCAUAAUAUUCAAGGUGAAGACCUAAAUCCCGCUUCAACUCUUAGCUCUGGGACAUCUAGUUCGGCAACAGAAAGACUACUCUAGCUAGCGGGGGCCGGGCCCAGCCGGGCCGGCCCCAUCAAAAAAUCUACUAUUGGUUCUUCGAGCACGC
Pieris brassicae (large cabbage white) is the source of this 1181-nucleotide messenger RNA. Its product is annotated as alpha/beta hydrolase domain-containing protein 17B. Gene Ontology annotation, molecular function: palmitoyl-(protein) hydrolase activity. The record is from RefSeq and is a predicted model, not a curated record. Lineage: Eukaryota; Metazoa; Arthropoda; Insecta; Lepidoptera; Pieridae. The transcript has 4 exons. Gene Ontology annotation, biological process: protein depalmitoylation. The coding region runs from base 146 to 1009 and encodes 287 amino acids. Gene Ontology annotation, cellular component: plasma membrane; endosome membrane.